CAGCUGCAAACAAAAACAAUAAAGAACGGAAUCUGAGGCGUCAACCUGAGUUUAAGGGAUUGAAUUAUGGACAAAGAUAAGCAAAUUGUUCCCAAUCAAAUUGGUUAUUUGAUUCUUAAGGAUGAUGGCGCAGUGCUGGAAUCAGGUGGUGACUUAAAAAACGAUGAACGCAGCGCAAAUGUUAUAAUGGGCCUGUUAAAUCUAACCGAGAGCAUUGAUGACAACUUUAUAGCUAACAGUAGUUGUGAGCGAAUUACCAUUGAUUACGAGCACCACAGUUACAGCAUAUGCAUGUCGAAUCGUCAUAUUUAUAUUGUUAAAUUUAGUAAAGGUCAAAAUGGAGCAACAACCAGCUCGUCGUCGUCUACGAGCGUUUAUAUUGAUGCCAACAAUGAGCUGACGACGAAUAGUGGCACGGUGCUGGCUUGAAAGGAACAACCACAGAGGCACCUCAGCCCCUGCUGCGGCCUCUGCUGGCAACCAGUAACGAGGAACAACAGCAGCACCACCACCAAAUACAAUUGGAAAACGCCAUUCAUUUAUCUGUUAUUACUUUUUAUUUGUCAAAAAAUACAUCAUCUGUGAGCUCCUGUUCAAAUAUACGCUUUGCCUCCUGUGUCACAU
Molecule: messenger RNA, 624 nt
Organism: Drosophila navojoa
Lineage: Eukaryota; Metazoa; Arthropoda; Insecta; Diptera; Drosophilidae
Gene: Lamtor4
Product: Late endosomal/lysosomal adaptor, MAPK and MTOR activator 4
Biological process (GO): cellular response to amino acid stimulus; positive regulation of TOR signaling
Cellular component (GO): lysosome; Ragulator complex
Molecular function (GO): guanyl-nucleotide exchange factor activity
Source: RefSeq, a predicted model, not a curated record